Molecule: messenger RNA, 1021 nt
Organism: Trichoderma atroviride IMI 206040
Lineage: Eukaryota; Fungi; Ascomycota; Sordariomycetes; Hypocreales; Hypocreaceae
Source: RefSeq, a predicted model, not a curated record
GUGCGCGAGGCGUGCGUGCUGGCCCUGUCGGCAGAGCUCGGGUAUUGUGAGCGUGUAAGAAGAAGCGAAAGAGAAUUUUGAUAGUUCUAUCUAUAAUUAUGCCCAUAUGACUCUUGUUGUCCAGGAUAUAUAACUCUUGUCCAUCUCCCCCCUUGUGGGUUUUUACUUUUGAACUCAUCGACAGGAACCCACUGGCAAACAAACAAGCUUUCCCUUUAAGCAUCAAACACUCUCAUUCUUAUACACUUCAAACGAAGAAGCAAGAAACACGACUAAGAGGUUUACUCGACGAACCUCACAAACUCUCACUCAACUACUCGACAUCUCAAAGUCACAACCACAACCACAACCAACAAUCAUCAUGCCUUCUCAAGGUCAAAGCUGGUGGGCUCGCCACUGCACUCCUCGCCCUCCCAUCAACCCCGUCGUCGUGUGCACCUGCCACUACUGCUACAACAAGCCCGCCGAAGAGCUCGACUAUCCCAAAUCGUCCGACAGCUCUGCCGCCGCUACGCCUGCCCCGUCUCGACCAGUCAGCCCCCGGGGCUCGACUUCGUCUGUCCACGGCAAGCAGUAAAAACACACACAUACAAGAUUCUUUUUCGAACGCCCGAUAGAUCUGGAUUUCGUCUACAUGGAUCAUAGAAGAUACAUCUGAAAAGCGUUUUGUUUUGUUUUCCAUCACUCAACCAGCCGAAUGCAAAACACCAACACACACACACACACACAAAUAAUGGAAAAAAAAAACCGGCACAUCUCGCCGAUCAAUCGGGGUCGGCGCCCGGCCCCACUUUUGGGUGCUCCAGACCCAGGCAAAAACUGCAAAAUCACACGCCACACAUGGGAGGAAAGAAAAAUAGGGGACAAGAUUUGGAUGGAACAGUAAUUAAUGGGCAGUACACGGAUAAUACCUAUUGGAUGCGAUUUGGUUAGCGAUGGAAUUUAGGAAUACCCCCUUUUUGAGAAUUUAAUAGCAUCUCCUAUAGAUACACUUUUUUAUACAAUUACUCUUUGAGCAUUC